AUGAGUAACUACCAGGAAUAUAUUCCUAAUUUCUUUCCACGCCUGCGCGACCAGGCCCGACGACUGUCUGAGUCCUCCCCCUCUUUGAGCCCAUUCGUCCUGCCUCCGUUGCCGCAAGUCCCCGACUUCAGCGCAUGGACGGCGCGUUUCUGGAACAGCACCUCCCCACCGCCGUCGCUCAGUGAGGAAGACGGCUCGGUCGAACCCAGCGAGUCGACGGUCCAGGCGCUUGCGAGAACAAUACAGUUAUGGACGCACCAACUCAAUGCCGAUCCGUUUCCAUCGCCACCACUCGAAGCCAUUGCUGAACCGGCGUCGGCCGGGCUGGCUAUACAGCAAGACACUUCUAUGUCGGAGUUUCCACCUUUGGAUCCGUCUCCGGCACAGUAUACAGCACCACCGCAACUUCAGGACCUGAGAGCGAUAUCAGACACGAGCCUCAAUCCCGCACGACGACUACAACACCGAUCAAUAGUAUUCUCAGAUCAUACGAGAGGGCAUUCACAGUCGGAUCCCCUCGCAGCAGUCAAUGCUGGUCAUUUUCCCGAACCGCAGAAUGAUCAGUCCAACGCUGAUGUCUACAUGGAGGACGGCUACCCUAGAAGAAGAGAUGGCUCAGAUGCUCUGCCUGAAGACGACGGUAUGGGACCACUGAGACAGCGAAUCAAUGCUAUCUGGACCGGGCCGGGUACGCCGCUGGAAAAAUCCAAGCUCAUCCACAUCUUGAUGAACGAGCGAUACAAAGCUACACAGAGAAAUGCUGCUUCGUCCCGCCGUGGCACCGUUACAGGGUUUGGAUCACCAUUGGCCGUGAGCCAAGGACCAGCAUUUAACCUCAGCGAAUCUGACCUCACGCCAACGUAUGCGCCGCUCGACCAAGAAGAAAUAGACGAGCACCCCAACGAGGUGCCAGAACCUCAUUUGGGAUGCAUUCACUACCGCCGCAAUGUCAAAAUGCAGUGCGCUACUUGUGACAAAUGGUACACCUGUCGCCUCUGUCACGAUGAAGUCGAGAACCAUAUCUUACCACGCCGAGAGACCCGUCAUAUGCUGUGCAUGCUAUGCAAGUCACCUCAGCCAGUGUCGCAAGUGUGCAAGGUGUGUGCCGAGCAGGCAGCGUGCUACUACUGCCCAAUAUGCAAGCUGUGGAAUAACGACCCACAUAAAUCGAUCUACCAUUGUGACGACUGUGGUCUCUGCCGACUCGGUGAAGGCUUGGGCAAAGACUUCUUCCACUGCAAAACGUGCGCUGCUUGCAUGAGCAUUGAGGCCGAGAAAACACACAAAUGCAUCGAGCGAAGUACCAAGUGCGACUGUCCAAUAUGUGGCGAAUUCCUUUUCACGUCAAAUUUGCCAGUGGCGUUCAUGCGCUGCGGACACAGCAUACACAACAGCUGCUUCAAGGAGCUGUGUAACACAGCUUACAAAUGCCCAAUAUGCUCCAAGUCGAUCGCAAACAUGGAGUCACAAUUUCGUCGCCUCGACCGGUCUAUUGAAGAACAGCCAAUGCCGCCGGAGUACCGGGACAAGAAAGCGUACAUCUUUUGCAACGAUUGCAACAGUCGAUGUGUGGCCCCCUUCCACUGGCUUGGUACCAAGUGUGUCUUUUGCGACAGUUACAACACCGUCCAGCUUGAGAUGAUCGGCGAGGACCAGACCAUGCAGAUGCAGAUAGAACAAGAUCAGGCACUAGACCGCGUCAACGAUACCAAUAUGGGGGAACGGGCGAUCACAGCAAGCCAAAAUCACACCCCUACCGAGGACUUAACACCGGCGGCAUCUAUUCAGGAAGCACCACCAGCCGUUCCGAGGGCGCAAACAUUCAACACUAUCGCAACAUCACCUCCCGUACAGUCACCCUGGCUUAUGCCUCACUCACCAAGCUCAAGAUCGGUUCGGUCAGUCUCCCCAGUGGUAGGCAGCUAUUUUGACACUGGGAGCCAACGAUCCCCUACCCCCACAACUGCUAGUAGCGCAGUUAGCAUGGCUGCUGGUAUGGCGGCAGCUGCUGGUGCAGCGGGAGCUGAAUUUGCGCGCCGAAUCAGCACUGCUGGACGUGCCUCUCCAAUGGAAGAAGAUGAUGACCUGGACUUCUGGGGUGGUCAAAGUCCGAAGCAAGAAGAUUUCGUUUUGCCGAGUCGAGAAGCAGACGAGAGUAGCUCGUCCGAUAGCGAGGACGAAGACGAUCCUGAUGCAAUGGAGGAAGACGAUGACGACGACGACGACGAUGACGCGGAUGCCAUGGAUAUCCUUGGGCAUAGAUGA
Molecule: messenger RNA, 2265 nt
Organism: Cyphellophora europaea CBS 101466
Lineage: Eukaryota; Fungi; Ascomycota; Eurotiomycetes; Chaetothyriales; Cyphellophoraceae
Exons: 1
Coding region: 1-2265 (754 amino acids)
Biological process (GO): ubiquitin-dependent protein catabolic process; protein ubiquitination
Cellular component (GO): nucleus
Molecular function (GO): ubiquitin protein ligase activity; zinc ion binding
Source: RefSeq, a predicted model, not a curated record